Pangasianodon hypophthalmus (striped catfish) is the source of this 6395-nucleotide messenger RNA. It is a transcript of the gene b3galt1b, whose product is annotated as UDP-Gal:betaGlcNAc beta 1,3-galactosyltransferase, polypeptide 1b. Bases 3706 to 4698 code for a protein of 330 amino acids. Lineage: Eukaryota; Metazoa; Chordata; Actinopteri; Siluriformes; Pangasiidae. The transcript has 4 exons. The record is from RefSeq and is a predicted model, not a curated record. Gene Ontology annotation, molecular function: N-acetyl-beta-D-glucosaminide beta-(1,3)-galactosyltransferase activity. Gene Ontology annotation, cellular component: membrane.
CUCAAGGCACCAUGCGCACACAUUCACAAACUCAUUCAGACCUAUGGGAAAUUUGGCAUAGCCAAUCCACUUAGGAAGGAAACCGGAGAACCUGGAGGAAACCUAUGCAGACACGGGGAGAACAUGUGAACCUCUGCACACAUAGUAUCCCAAGCUCAGGAUUGAACCAGGGACCAUGGAGCUGUGAGGGGUAACAACACGCUCUGUGCCUUUAUACCAUCCUCAUCUUUAUUACAUUAAAUAGUUAAAUGUACAGGAUGAACAAAGCAGACAUCUUAGGGUCUUAAAACAUCCCAGGUGUAUAUUAUUUGUAUUAUUUUAAAUACUGUUUAGCCAUUACCCAUUGCAGUAAAAUCACUGUCACUUCUAUUUGUAUAAACCUGUUUAAUGCUUAUCGUUAAUAUAUUUUGCUUAUAAUAUAGAGAAUUAUUUAAAGAGCAAAUGCUAUACUUUGAUGCAUAUUUUUGCAUUUACUGCAACUUUAUUUUUCCACUACUAUAGCAGUUACGGAUGUGCAGAAACAUAUUCUGUAUUAAACCAAAUUGAUUUUUCAAGUUGAAGUUCAUUAAGUAAGCAACUGGCAUUGACUUAAAUGCAUAUCUCUUACUAAAGACUGACAUUAGGGAAGUGGUGAGUUGAGAAUUAGAUGUGUGUUAUUGAAUAUGUGAAUUCCCUUCCAGCUACUAAUAUACAUGUCCAUCAAGUGCAUCUCAAUCUUAUGGCACAAACUCAAUGCCCCACCACUAAAGCCCAACAAGAAGAAUGCGUAAUGUAUUGAAUAUUAUAUACACACAUUUAGAAAAAAGAACCCAUCAAGUGAUACUUGAAUAGUUAAGGGUUCUUAGCUCAAUAAAAGCUUUCUCCUUUCUGACUAAAUACAGAUAACAGUAUCAAUCAAAAAUAUCCUUGUUAUUCAUUAUAUUCUAUAUUAAAUGAUAACUCACCACAUUUUAUUUUCAGCAAGUGGUCCACUAGUUUUCAAGUAUUUGCAUUUUUAUAUAAUAUUAAACUAAGAAUUUUCUCUCAUUGUUAGUCCUGGUUAGACAUUUCUCUUAAACCUACCAUAAUUGUUCUUUCAGCAUAUCUUGCAUAUUGUGUUCAAUUGAAACUGUAGCUGUAUGUUGUAAUCCUCAUUGCUGCGUCUCCGUAGGGGCUGAGUUCAUCUGGAUUUGGGGAAUAAAGAGCAGGUGUAAAAGAAUGCUAUCCAUUUGAUUUCAGACUUUUUGCUGCCUUCUCCCUUACAAUUCAAUGGUUUCUCUCUGAGUGCAGUUGAUGUUCAAUAAUCCUCCAUUUCAAGACCAUAUGAACUGUCUUUAUUCUUUCAUAAGCUCUCCAAGAGCACAAUCUUUGAGCCAAAACCCAUCUUCCAUUAAGUGGCUGUCAGGCUGUAGUACAUAGAGUCAGUUAUCACACAGACAGGGAUUGUAUGAAAACAUGUCUUUGUUAGAUUGUGUAGUGACAACACUUCUAGCUGUCGCCUUUGGGGGAAAUUUUUAAUUUUGCUUAAUUAGUUCUAUUCAGAGCUCCAAUUAAACCACAGGAAUUAAUUGUAGGAAAUGAUGAGAAAAUCAGGAUAAAGUUUCAUAAAUCUGUAAUUUUAUGACAGUAGGUACAGUACAAUACAAUUUCCCCUCUAGACUUGCAGACUUGUGCAGCAUUAUCACAGAUAAUUCUUCACCACAACACUCUUGUAAUUCUCUUGUUCCUUCUACCUUGAAUGAAUAAGGAACAGGACUAACAAGAGUGUUAAUUCCACUCAAAGGUAAAUGAAUUGAAGCUGUUAAAAAUGCAAUCAGGCAGAUUAAUUUCAUUAUAGAAUUAUCCUCAGAAUGUCCCCUUGUUUUACUUUAUAUUAAAUAUGACUGAACAGUCUAAAUGCCAUUCCUUUGGUGCUGCUUGGUGCUCCUCUACAGACAAAUUUUGUUCUCUAGGUCCUUUGUUUUCAUUUAUAAUCAUUCAUUCAUCUUCCGUAAGUGCAGGGAACCAUGCUCACACACAUUCACAGAGGAAGAAACCUACAUGGACAUGGGGAGAACAUGUACAGAAACUGCACACAGACAGUAUCCUGAGCUCAGGAUCGAACCAUGGACUCUGGAGCUGUGAGGUGGUAAGGCCAUCCUGACUUACUUGAUUUAAUCCACCACAUCCCCGGAGGGUGGGGUUGGGGGGCAUAGGGUGACCACAGCAGACUUCCAUCUCUUUCUGUCUUUGGCUAGUCUAAGAUGAGUAAGAGUUACAUGUUUGUUUUUGUAGCUAACGUUAAUCCACUGAUGGGUGGUCGGCCCUCCAGCUUCACCAUUUGCCUGUUAACUGACAAAACAGGCUCCAUGAUGAGGAUGUAGGGUUGGACUGUUGGAGCCCCAAUGCUAUCCGUUUUACUAAAAUAUUAUGUCCAAUAUAUUUUACUUCUUCAUUGUGUGCUGGUGUUGUGAGGCUAAACAUGUAAUCCAUCCAUCCAUCCAUUCUCUGUACCGCUUAUCCUUCAAAGGGUCGCAGGGGAGCCUGGAGCCUAAUCAGGGGACUCGGGGCACAAGGCGGGGGACACCCUGGAAGGUGUGUCAACCCAUCACAGGGCACAAUCACACACACACAUUUACACACUAUGGACAAUUUGGAAAUGCCAGUCAGCCUCCAAUGCAUGUGUUUGAACUGGGGACGAAACAGAGUGCCCAGAGGAAACCCCUGAAGCAUGGGGAGAACAUGCAAACUCCACGCACACAGCGCAGAGGCAGGGUUCAAACCCCAACCCUCAAGGUGCUAAACAAAUAAUGGAAGACUGAAAAUUUCAAUCUUAAUGUAAUGUUUGGCUGAGCUAUUCCUUUAAGGUGGUAACCUUGCUGACAACACUGAUGCCCUCACUAUUAGGUUUGUCUCUCUCUCCUAAUUAGAUUAGUGCGGUUUAAUCUGAAGAACUCUGCUGAACUCUUCACCUCACCUACAUAUAAACAGACACUGGUACACUCAGGCACAUCUGCUCCUGAAUUAAUAGCACACCAUAGCAAUUAACUCUGUUAGUAAAAUAAACUAGGAUUUGACAUGUGAUCAAUUCCGUCGUUAUUUUCUUAGUUCUGUGGUUACAAGCCCAUUCUCAUUUUUGUAUAAUUGCGCACUUUAGGAAUCAAACUAGUACCUUCUAAAUUUCUUUGAAUUACUUCACAUCGCUAAUCAACCUUGCUAUGCAAAAUAGCCAACAUUUCAAAGCAGCGGAUUGGCCGUAAUAUCUUGAGAGGCGAUUCUGAUUGGCUGAGGUUCUUGUCAGGGGGCGAGGCACGCGCGCCGCGCUAUCAGCAUUCCUCGCGCGCAGCGGUCUGUCAUUCCGAGAUGCCGAACGGAGCGCAGGGCGCCAUAGAGAGCGGCAGCACGCGCACCGAUAUAUCUGAUCAUUUGAGGAUGUUGGUCAUGAUGUGGAAAGGGCAGCAUAUGUAUGAGGUUGCAUUUAUUCACCCUCCGAGAGACUAAUACAUGUUUUUCGAUUGAACAUGUGGAGGAUUCUUGGAAGGAAAAUUCAGAGCCCUCUGACAAUUUUGUGCAAUUUCUGCAUGAAGAGAGAGUAGCUCAAUUUUACUCGAAAGCCAUCAGUAACUGACAAUUAAUAUCAAGCGGCACACAGAUGCAGUCUUGCGCUGCUUUGCCUGAAGCACCAUUACUAAUGGCUAAGAUGCUACUUGAUAUUCAGCAACCUAAACACACAUAAAACGCUCCAUAAUGCCUUCAAAAGUGUCAUGCCUAUAUGUGUUGACAGUUGUUUGUUGGGCAAGUGCCCUGUGGUAUCUCAGCAUAUCCAGACCCACAACGUCGUUAGUUGGGCAGCUGACUGUGCCUGCACGCAAAACCGUUAAGCCACAAAGAACUGCCAACACCACGUUUAACAACAUCCGAACCCGCCCUUUAAACCCUCACGCAUUCGAUUUCAUCAUUAACGAGCCCAAGAAAUGUGAGACCAACGUGCCGUUCCUGGUGAUCCUCAUUAGCACAACACAUAAAGAGUUUGAUGCUCGGCAGGCAAUCCGGGAAACAUGGGGCGAUGAGAGCACAUUCAGCGACCUUCGCAUCAUAACACUCUUCCUCCUUGGCCGCAGCACAGACAGCAUGCUCAAUCAGAUGGUGGAGCAAGAGAGUCAGAUCUUCCAUGACAUUGUAGUGGAGGACUUUGUGGAUUCCUACCAUAACCUGACUCUAAAGACGCUGAUGGGAAUGCGCUGGGUGGCCACCUUCUGCAACCAGGCCAAGUACGUGAUGAAGACGGACAGUGACAUUUUCGUCAACAUGGACAACCUGGUGUAUAAGUUGCUAAAACCAGACACCAAGCCCAGACGGAGGUAUUUCACAGGCUACGUCAUAAAUGGCUCACCUAUUCGGGAUAUGCGCAGUAAGUGGUACAUGCCCAGAGACCUGUACCCUGAAAGUAAGUACCCGCCGUUCUGCUCCGGCACGGGCUACGUCUUCUCAGCAGAUGUGGCUGAGCUGAUCUAUAAGACUUCCCUUCACACCCGUCUGCUUCAUCUGGAGGACGUUUACGUAGGCGUUUGCUUACGGAAGCUUGGCAUUCACCCGUAUCAGAAUAGUGGCUUCAAUCAUUGGAAAAUGGCUUACAGCCUCUGUAGGUACCGUCGAGUCAUCACAGUGCACCAAAUCUCUCCUGAAGAGAUACACCGGAUCUGGAACGACAUGUCCAGCAAGAAACACCUCAAAUGUUAGUAAUGCCUGAGGAAUACCAUCCAUCUGCAUCAAUUUUUUUAUACACAGGACAUAAAAAGACACGCUGUGCGUCUGUGAAGCACGGAGAGCAGAUACAAUGUUCUCCGUACAAAACCCCAAGAACAGCCUGUGACAACUUGAGCUGUUUGUAAGUAAAGUAGGUAAAGGUCAGAUCAGGAUCAUCCAACAGCGAAGAACUGUUGACGUGCAACUGUAAAGUACACUGAUAAAUAGAUUGUUAUUGCUGUGCCAGUCUACACGCAUCAAGAGAGGGUGCGCUGUGCUUUAUUGGAGUACCUUAAACGCAAAUUCAUGCAUAAACAGUCUUCUGCACUGUAGAGAUUCAGCUCAUCAGCUCAAAAAGGUGCACUCUGAGUUCGAUGAAACCAAACACGAAUGUCCUUGAUGUUAUUUCCUUUCACUGCACCUAGUUUUGUUGGAUGUAAUUAAAAGUGUUGAUGUAAUCAGCACUAAUGACGAGUGUUAAAACUGAUCAUGUUAAAAAAAAAUAUUCCAACAGAUGCUUUUGUUUCAUGUGGAAAUGCCUGAGUUCUGUUUGUUUACAUGUUGGUGUGUUUAAAGAAAAAUGAUUCUUUUCUGGAAAAAAAAAAAUGUAAAGCUCUAUAACUCAUUAUUUAUAAUAAUAGCUAUAACAAAAUUUUAUUUAUUUCUGUAAUCAAUGCUUAGCUACUAUCCUUACUUCAGAUCCAGCUGGCUCAUCUUUGUAUUAUUGCUGCAUAUGCAUAUUAUAUAUUGAUUACUUACCACUUAGUACUAAGUAUCCUAUAAAGCGCAUUUACUGUAUUUGGUAAAAGGCACUGUAAAGACGUUCCUUGGAGGAAUGUUCAUCAUGUAUAUGUUACAUAUUAAUCUAUAAGAAGAACUUUAAUGAAAAUGACUUGCCAGUGGAAACUUUAUAUUUUCUAAAACUUAAUUGUGGGGGCCAAAAUUUAAUUUUCCUGUUUUUAUUUUUUUAUUCACUCAUAAUAUUGAACAAUGUGUGACAUUUAAUUGUGAAAAGCAUAAAUAAUGGGAAAACUGUCCCUAUGGGAGGUUGUUGUAUUGUUGUAUUAUACUGUGGAUUUUUUUUAACAUAAAAAAAUGCAAGCAUACAACGGUUUCUUUUUAGUAUUAAUCUCUUUCAUUAUAUUUUCAUUCAUUUGCAUGUAAGAUCUAUGAUCCCACUUAGAUUAACCUGCACUUGUAAAUUUGUUUCCCUAUUUACUGUUUAUUAAUGCACUCUGUGGCUUCUGGGGCCAUAUUGACAUAGAAUCUUAUUUUACCACUGAGUUCUCCUAAGCAGCACUAAAAGUUCCCAAGAGUUUCUCCUUAAAACCUAUUAAUGACAUUUCUGGAAGGAACUUUUACUAUGGAUUUAAGGUGGAAGGUUGGGUUAGAUCCCAUUGCUAUGGAUGAUGACAUUUUUCCUGAAUGAAUACUGACAGUGAUUGGCUAAUGCAGUAGUGACCUGCGUGGUAAACAUGUAAAUGAAAACACAAUGCACAAUGUCAUAAAAAUCAAAUGAAAAUGAAAGCAAAAGCGGGUAGAGAUGCCAGCUCACAUCUCCAGGGUCUUCGGUUCGAUCCUGAUCUUGGGUUACUGUCUGUGGAGAACUCCUCCCAAUUCGCAAACACAUUGUGGUAAGUGAAUUGGCUAUGCUAAAAUUACCCCUAGGUGUAAAUGAGUGUGUGAAUUUG